AUGAAGCUGUGGGGGCGGUCAAUGGUGCCAUUGCAAGUUGUACUCUUGGUCACCUUGGUAAUGUGGUCGUUCCAGUCAGUUUUUGCGAGUACACGGAGUCUACGGGGACAUACAGCUUCAUACCAAGUGAAGCAGGGAACCUGUGAGGUGGUGGCCAUCCACCGCUGCUGCAAUAAGAACAAGAUUGAGGAACGUUCACAGACCGUCAAGUGCUCCUGUUUUCCUGGCCAGGUCGCCGGGACAACACAUGCCCAGCCUUCUUGUGUGGAGGCUUCCAUUGUGCUACAGAAGUGGUGGUGCCAAAUGGACCCGUGUUUGGAUGGCGAGGAGUGUAAAGUUCUUCCAGAUCUCACUGGCUGGUCCUGCAGCACCGGCAACAAAGUCAAAACUACCAAGGUCACACGAUAGCAAGAAUAUGGCUGCAGACUCCUCACCAACACACUAAAGGAACAGGAGACUUGUUUAAGAUACUAACA
Messenger RNA from Xyrauchen texanus (razorback sucker), 476 nucleotides. It is a transcript of the gene tafa4b, whose product is annotated as TAFA chemokine like family member 4b. The coding region runs from base 1 to 408 and encodes 135 amino acids. Lineage: Eukaryota; Metazoa; Chordata; Actinopteri; Cypriniformes; Catostomidae. Gene Ontology annotation, molecular function: receptor ligand activity. The transcript has 4 exons. The record is from RefSeq and is a predicted model, not a curated record.